Dichomitus squalens LYAD-421 SS1 is the source of this 919-nucleotide messenger RNA. RefSeq lists its product as uncharacterized. Lineage: Eukaryota; Fungi; Basidiomycota; Agaricomycetes; Polyporales; Polyporaceae. The transcript has a single exon. The coding region runs from base 18 to 566 and encodes 182 amino acids. The record is from RefSeq and is a predicted model, not a curated record.
CAUCAUCCGCGAAUUCAAUGUUCCUGGGCGAGCGCAUCCUUCUCUGGGUCUAUACCAACCCUGCACGCCAUGUGCACGACUCCGCCUUCUACAAAUGGCACGAAACUGAGCGUACCCCUUCCCUCUUCGACAUACAUGACGACUCUUUCUUCCUCUCCUGCACGCACUUCAUUGCUGCGGAUUGCAAGUUACCGAUCUAUCUCUGCCUCUACGACUUGGUGCUCCCCAGUACCGUCUACGACCCCGCGUACAUUGCCCUCCGCGAGAAACACGCGCUCGAAAAGCGUCGCGCCGAGUCCGUCGAGGGCCGCGUGUACGAGCCAGUCGACACGCCACAUCUCUCUCCCACAUGGUCAAACGACACCACAACAGAUGAUGAGCGUGCUACUGUUCGAUUCAUCACCGUCGUGGGGGCGGACUUGAUGAAGUUCGCCGAGAGCAAGUUCUGCCGGUGGACGAGGAACCCAUCCCCCUCCUAUCGCGCGUGCCCGGUUGGGUUCGAAGCCGCCGUUUUGUGUACAAGGAAGCCAUCGAUUCCGAGGCCAGCGAUUCUGAUCAGGCGAUGAGCGAGGUGGAGGCGGAGGCGGACAGCGAGAGUGAGAGUGAGAGUGGGAGAGAGCGAGAGCCAAAACCAACAUGAGGACGGGGAGGGAAGGUGCGUUCGGACUGUCCGUCCAGAUUCCUGGCCAUACAUGAGUGGACAUCGCUGGAUGUGUUCGAGACGAAGCAGUACAGGCGCGCGACGACUACACCAUGGAGGACGGAGGUUUUGAAGGAGGGCAGGGUGCUGCGGUACGAGAUACGUGUCUUUCGCGCAUCCAUGUCGCGGCAUGGACAACUCUGACUGGUAGUCAUAAACGUCUCUCCUGUUGUGUACUAUUUGCUGAUCCUGUGGUAUGCAAUACAAGCUGUGUGUUCU